Psylliodes chrysocephalus is the source of this 606-nucleotide messenger RNA. Lineage: Eukaryota; Metazoa; Arthropoda; Insecta; Coleoptera; Chrysomelidae. The record is from the annotation of a GenBank genome assembly.
AUGGAAGAAGCCAAUGUAAUAAUGCAAGAAGAGUUGAUCACCAUCCGCACAGACGAGGAGCUUGAGCAGAAGUUCAACCAAGGCUAUCAGAACUUCUGGUUGCAGCGCAAUAUUGAAACACAUUAUCCUGUGUUAUGGAAUAUUGCUGAAAAAUACUUUAACGCUUUUCCAUCAUCAUACCUAGUCGAAAAAGGCUUUAGUGUGGUUACAAACAUUUUGAUAAAACAAAGAAACCGUUUAAAAAUCAACGAACGCGGAUAUUUAAGGCUUCAACUCACCAAUAUUGAACCAAAUUUAGCUAAAUUGGUAGAAAGUCACCAGGCUAAGAUAGGCAAAUACAAGCGUAAGAAUGAUAGAACAUUAAAAUUCACUCAAGAAAUCCUUGACCAAGCAAGAGAUCGUAUCUCAAGAGGGGAAAGUAAGAGUGAAUCAGAUUUUGCACCAUCUGAAGUCACGGAUAGACCGCAACAAGAGCAGGUCAAAGAAACUCAUACUGAAAUAGAGAGAUCAUCUAUUGAUGAUAGCUCAUCUGACGAGGAUAAUGACACUCUUGCGAAGGUUCGGGAUUCGGGAUAUUAUAAAACAAAAGCAAGCAAGUGUGACUAA